CUCUCAGUUGUGAUCAAAUUAUGCUUCCGUCUGCGUAUUUUUAUGUUACCGUGUAAAAUUUCAAAAAUAUGAAAAUUUUCGAGGUCGGUUCGGAUCUUGUAAUAGCUGAUUAAUGUUUUUUCGCAAAUCAUCAGAAAUUCGCCAUUACUAACGACGGAUCAGAGAUAAUGAGUGUGACGGCCGAUCCUUGGACAGGCAUCGGUAACAACAGUAUUGAUCGAGACUCGACAGAGAUAGGCGGAUCAGCGGAGGCAGCAUCAACAUUACAAUUUGAAGAUAACUUUGAACCUGUAGUGGAAGCUUCGUCCAACAAUAAUCAGCUCCCUCGAGACGGUCGACUUCCAGAUUCCGAUAGCUAUCUGGCUACCUUAGAAAGCCGUUUGAAACGCCUGAAGACCAACCCGAGCGUCCUGCAGCAGCUGGCCGAACGGCGAGAGGCUUGCAUGCAACAUCUGCUGAACGAUUCGACAGCGCCAAUCGGAAACGAUCUCAGCUUGUACCUCGAGCUGGACGAGCCAGUCAACAAUCGGGAAAUCUUGCGUCUAAUCCGGCCCGAACAGCCCCUAUCGGUUGCAGAGGUGGUCCAUUUGGUAAAUCACGAUCAACUUGAGCGGCAGCAACAGGAACAACAGGAUCUAGCUGCUGUAGAAUUUGCCACAGGCAAGGACGGGGAGGAAAGUGGAACGGAAAGCUCGACCAGUCGCUAAGUCACGAUAAUUAAGCGGAGACCCUCCAAUCCAAAGGGAGCAAAAUGUCUACGGACAGCAGCAGCAAUGCGAUCAACUUCUCCCAGGUGGCAUACCUGCUGGUAACGGGAGCUUCGCGAGGCAUCGGCCAGCGUAUGGCUAUCGAAACGUCCCGCAAAUUUAAACCCGGCUCCAUUGUGGUUCUGUUGGCACGAUCGGCCUCCGGAUUGGAAGCGACCCGGGCGGAGAUAUUGGAUGCCAACCCGCACAUCACUGUCGUUACCAGUUCGGUAGAUUUGAGCAACGCUUCCAAGGAUUUGCUGGAGGAAAUAAUAGAAAAAUCGCUGGCCAAAACUCCAUUGGAGACUUUUGAACUGGCCGGUAUCAUUCAUAAUGUUGGCACAAUUGGCAAUGUUGAAAGGAAGGCUAUCGACAUGGAUGACCGUCAGGAAUGGGAAGAUUACUUCGCUACCAAUGUUGUAACGGUUGGUGUUUUGAACAGCUGCUUUUUGCGGAAAUUUAAGGCUAGUCCUUCGAAGUUGGUAGUAAAUGUUACUUCGAAGGCUUGUAUCAUUCCCUUCAAAAGUAUGGGCUUCUAUUGUUCCGGUAAAGCUGCUCGCGAAAUGUACUUCAAAGUACUGGCCGAUGAAGAACCGGGUCUUGUAGUGCUCAACUAUUCACCUGGCCCGGUUGAUACCGACAUGACCAUUGAUAUUCAAGGCCGCUCGAAUGCCGAAGAGAUUAGAAAUUAUUUUAGGGGAUUGAGAGAAACUACAACGAUCCUUACUACUCAACAAACAACUGCGAAAUUUUUAAGCAUUCUCGAAGACGGCCAGUUCAAGUCCGGAGAUCAUGUUGAUUACUACGAUUAAAACAGGGUUAAAACGACCGAAAAGAAACAUUCCACUUAUACCUUAGAUUGUGCUCCGUGUUGUCUGUUAUUUUUUAUACUCAUUUGCAUCCAAUAAAUAUACAUCUAUUAUAGCUUCAAGCAAAUAACCUGUGU
Molecule: messenger RNA, 1692 nt
Organism: Uranotaenia lowii
Lineage: Eukaryota; Metazoa; Arthropoda; Insecta; Diptera; Culicidae
Gene: Sptr
Product: sepiapterin reductase
Exons: 4
Coding region: 752-1558 (268 amino acids)
Biological process (GO): tetrahydrobiopterin biosynthetic process
Molecular function (GO): sepiapterin reductase (NADP+) activity
Source: RefSeq, a predicted model, not a curated record